Molecule: messenger RNA, 4360 nt
Organism: Notolabrus celidotus (New Zealand spotty)
Lineage: Eukaryota; Metazoa; Chordata; Actinopteri; Labriformes; Labridae
Exons: 3
Coding region: 1-2736 (911 amino acids)
Source: RefSeq, a predicted model, not a curated record
AUGCGAAUUGCGCCUUACUUUGUUUUCGUGUACGUCGCCAUGUCUUUCGCCGUCUCCGAUUCUGAGUUGGGGUCUCUGUCCUCGGUUGAGGACGGGGGUUUUGUUCCUGAAACCCAGGCUCCGGCUGUUGCGGCUGCCUCUGGCCGUGGAACGGCUCGCCGGCGCACACGCAGUAGUGCUCGCGUGUCCGUCCAACAGCUUGCCGACUGGCCCGUGCAUCGGAUUCUGGGCGAGCUCUACUCGCGGGACGUCUCUGUUCCGUCUGGGCUUUCGCAUGGGGAACUGUAUGACUACUUGUCGUUCCAGAACAGCUCCUCUGUCGUCCCUCAGUCCGUUCCCUGUGUCGCUCCGUCCGGGGGUAAGCGCCAGGCGAAGAAGCGUCACUCUCAGCCGGUUGCUCCGGGCGCGCCUGCGAAACGCGCCGGGCCCCCCGGUCCCGGUCCUUCCGCGGACUCCUCCUUGGCGUCCGCUCUUCUCGAGAUGAGGUCGGCGCUCGCUGCCGUGAAUGCCAGGUUGGAUUCCAUGGAGGGCAACGCGAUGUCCCGCGUCCUCCCUCCCAGCAUGCCGGUGCCAUCCUCUUCCGUGUUUGCUCCGGUGCCUGCCCCUCUGCCGUACGACGUCACGCCCCUGAGGACCCUGGGAACUGCAGUUCCGGCUCCGUCUGCUGGCUCUUCGUUUCUGCCUCCUGCUGCUGCAAUCCCGGAUGCGCUUCGGAAUCAGAUCUUGGCAGGCCAUGACAUUAAUCUGGUGAAGAUUCUGUUGUGCAGUACUGAGACUGCUGAUAAGCGAUUUGUGGACUGUGGGGAGUUUUCCGUUAUCCUGAAGGAUAGCGACCCGAGGCUGUCUAAAACUCUGACUUUGGCGGAAUUUAAUGUGGCUUUUGGCGUUUUUAGGGACACUCUGUGCGAGGUUUACCCGCUUCGUCGGGCGGAAUUGGAUACCUAUUUGGCGAUCAUUUCUGACCUGGCCCUUUCCUAUGGGGGUUCUCUCUUCUAUGAAUAUCAUAAAUCCUUCUCUGCUAAAGCUGCGCUGUCCAUUCAGAAAUUCAACCAGAGGUUGGUGCGGGGACAGCCAUCCACGCUCGGUGUGCCCCAGGAGACCUCGACCUGCUCACUCAGGGAAAUAAACAUGAAGCAUCCCUCUACUCCUGUGAACGUGCCUGCUCUCUCCGAAGCCUUGUCUAAUCAUCCUAAUAGAUGCUUUGUAAACUACCUGAUUACCGGUUUGGUCCAGGGUUUUCUAGCGGGUCUGUGCUGGCUCCCAAAAGUGACGCAUGUGUUUAGGAAUCUGCAAUCGGCUCUCCGAGAGCCGGAGGUCGUUGACGUGCUCUUGGCUAGGGAAGUCGAAAAGGGCUACAUGCUUGGUCCUUUUUCGAACUCCCCCUUUUCUGUCUUCCGGAUAAGUCCCAUCGGCGUAGCUACCAGGAAGUAUUCUCGUAAGAAACGCCUUAUUGUAGAUCUGUCCGCCCCUCGCAAUUCGUCUGUCCCGAGCAUAAACAGUUUGAUUCCUCUGGAGCCCUUUUCCUUAUCCUACGCUACCGUCGAUAAUGCAGUGACGAUGAUUCGGAUGGCGGGUGUGGGCGCUUGGCUGGGCAAGGCAGACAUUACUGAUGCUUUCAAAGUGCUGCCACUUCACCCGUCCCAGUGGCACCUCUUUGGAGUCAAAUGGCGGUCUCGGUUCUAUUUUUCGGUUAAGCUGACUUUCGGCUGCCGUAGUAGUCCUCAUAUAUUCGACACCCUGUCGGAGGCAUUGUGCUGGAUUCUCUAUAACGGCUGCAGGUUGCCUUUCGUGUUGCAUCUCUUGGAUGAUUUUCUGGUGGUGGAUUUUCCUUCUUCUCCUCCGGCUCGUAGCAUCUCUUUGUUGAAAGACCUUUUCCGGGAGUUGGGUGUCCCUCUCUCUCAGGAAAAGACCGUAGGCCCUUCCACUCGCUUGGAGUUUCUCGGCAUCACUCUUGAUAGCGUGCUCAUGCAGGCUUCCCUGCCUCUUGACAAGUUGUCUCGCAUUAGAGAGGCUCUUAGCUCCUAUUCCUCUGCUGCUGGUGUUACGAAACGUGGUUUGUUGUCCCUGCUAGGUCACCUGAAUUUUGCUAUGCGUAUUAUACCUCAUGGUAGGUCUUUUGUGUCUCGCUUGCUGACUCUGGCUAAUUCUGUUGUGGAUUUGUCUGAUCUGGUCGUAUUGGAUGAGGGCUGCCGUUCGGAUCUUCGCUUUUGGUCCGUGUUGUGUAACGAGUGGAAUGGCAUUUCCUUUUUCUAUAAUGAUGUUGUUGAGUCCUCCGAUUCCCUCCGUUUUUUCACUGAUGCAGCCCCUUCUGUUGGUUUUGGGGGGUUUUACAACAAUGAGUGGUUCGCGGACAAAUGGCCCUUAGAGAUUCAGGCUCUCACGGAGUCCAAAUCAACAGCUCUCUUUGAGCUUUACCCCGUCGUCGUUGCUUGCCAGCUGUGGGGCCCCAGUUGGACAAGAAAACAAAUCGUGGUGUUUUGCGACAAUUCUGCGACGGUAGAAAUCAUCAAUAAAGGCCGCUCCAAAAUACCGAUAAUAAAUAGCCUCAUGCGUCGUCUCACCUGGCUGUGUGUUCUGAAUAAUUUUAUUCUGCGGGCAGCCUUUAUUCCAGGUCACGAGAACCGCGUAGCUGAUGCCCUGUCUCGUUUUAAAUUCCAGGAGUUCAGAGACCUGUGUCCCCAGGCCAGGCCACACAGCAUUUCCUGCCCGCCGUUCAAUCAGAUGAUCCUGGAUUGAGCGCUUCUAAGACCCUGCAAGAUCUUUUGCACUCAGCCUCAAAAUACAUGAGAGUUGGCCUAGCGAAAAGUACCAUUAAAGCCUAUGAUUCUUCCUGGUUUUUCUUCACUUCUUUCUGCGCCAGCCUUUUCCUCAAUCCUCCUCCGGUUGACAUCUACGUAGUUUGUGGCUUCAUCGUAUUCCCUUUUGAAUCUCGGCAUCUGCAAAUGCAGAGCAUCAAAGCGAUGUUGGCAGGAAUUCAAUUUCACAUGCGUUGUGCUGAUCCAGCUUCCCAAAGCCUUCUUGGGAAUCCUGCUGUCAAGCUACUGCUCAACGGCUUAAAAAAGGCACGUCCAUCAGGCAAUGAUAAAAGGUUACCUCUCACACUCACUAAGGUGCAUCAGUUGGUGUCUAGGUUAAGGCAAGGUCUCUUUUCACCGUACAUCGAUACCAUGCUGGAAGCAGUUCUCCUAAUGGCUUUUUACGGGUUUCUAAGGUGUGGUGAAUAUACUACAAGAUCCCUGUUAUUUAAUCCUCAGCAGGAUCUCACAACUGAUGAUUUAACCAUGGAAGAGCACAUGUAUUCUUUGUUUCUUAAACACUCUAAGACUGACAGAACUAGACAAGGUACUCAGAUCUUUAUUGCCAAGACUAACUCUGUGUUUUGUCCCUUUUCUUCUAUGACGAAAUUCCUGCAUCGUCGGCCCCCAACUACUGGGCCAGCCCCAUUGUUUGUCCUCGAGGGUUUCAAACCUAUGUCAAGAUCCUGGUUCUCCUCCAAGCUGCGCGAUCUUUGCCGGAGCUGUGGUCUGCUUCAGGAUCUCUAUUCUCCUCACUCCCUGAGAAUCGGCGCCGCCACAACUGCAGCUCUUCUCCUCCCUGCAUCAACCCUGAAAUCCCUUGGGCGAUGGUCAUCAUCCGCUUACCAAAGAUACGUCAGACUUCAUAAGAGAGAGAUUCUGGCAGCACAAAAGCUUAUGAGCUCUAGCAGCCCUUAAAUCAAAAUAAAUCUACGAAUUGCCUUGCUGAGUUAUCGUUGCAUAUCGGGUGGUUGCUGGGGGUUUAAAAUAACUGCAAGUUACUGCAGUAACCUUAUUAGUUGUCUAGCAGGACCUCGGUGUUCGUUAAUGACCGGGAGUGAUGCUACCCAGGUUUAAACGUAAUAGUCACUAGGUAGUAUGUUUCUCAUAGAACCAAGGUGCUCUAUGGAAAUAGCCUGAAGGUGAUGCAUACCCAGGUUUACACAUAAUAGUCACUAGGUAGUGUGUUUCUCAUGGAGCCGCGGUGCUCCAUGGAAAUGGCCUGAAGGUGAGGCAUACCCAGGUCUACACAUAAUAGUCACUAGGUAGUAUGUUUCUCAUGGAGCCGCGGUGCUCCAUGGAAAUGGCCUGAAGGUGAGGCAUACCCAGGUCUACACAUAAUAGUCACUAGGUAGUGUGUUUCUCAUGGAGCCGCGGUGCUCCAUGGAAAUGGCCUGAAGGUGAGGCAUACCCAGGUCUACACAUAUUAGAUCCCUGCCAAAUCGGCGUCGGGCUCCACUGCAGUUUUGGGGGGUUAGUCCUAUCUCAUUGCUCCUAAAUGUCUGCUUAAAUAAUCUACGAGGAGUAAUGAAGUCGGAGCCCACACGCCAAACACAAUUGUAUGC